UGCCGUGCGGCGGCUUCCGGCGCGGGGCAGGUCGGGACAACAUCCGGGUCCCCCGCUGAGGCGAGCGGCGCGGCGAAGUAGGCCUCGGCCCGGCUGGUGUUUCUCUCCCAGGCGGCAGCCCCCUUCCUCCGGCCGGCACCAUGGCGAUGCAAGCGGCCAAGCGAGCCAAUAUUCGGCUGCCGCCAGAAGUCAAUAGGAUCCUGUAUAUUAGGAACCUGCCCUACAAAAUCACGGCGGAGGAAAUGUAUGAUAUUUUUGGGAAAUACGGGCCUAUUCGACAAAUCAGAGUUGGAAACACUCCUGAAACUAGAGGAACAGCCUACGUGGUCUAUGAAGACAUCUUUGAUGCCAAAAACGCCUGUGAUCACCUGUCGGGAUUCAACGUGUGCAACAGAUACCUCGUCGUUUUGUACUACAAUGCAAACAGGGCAUUCCAGAAAAUGGACACAAAGAAGAAAGAGGAACAGCUUAAGCUUCUCAAGGAAAAAUAUGGAAUUAAUACAGACCCACCAAAAUAAACUGAUGUUUUUGGAAAACUGUUUCCAAGCCCUGCCAUUGAGUUCUUGAUCUAAAUAUAGGAAUCCUCAGUGAAGUAUAACUUUUUAUUUUUUUAAAUUUGAUAAGCUGUAAUUUGAAUCUUUAGAUCUUCACAUUAGAAUUAAAAUGUAAAACAUCGGAAGAUCUGCUUCAAGAUUAAAUGCCCCUAAGUGGACGUGACUUCUCCGUGUUGUAAGAGUGGCCUGGUAGAUGCUGCAGAACCACAGUCCCCUUUCUGCCAGGACCUUUCAAGAUGGGACCGAGCCCGUUAAGUGUUUUACACCUCCUGAAGUUCUGCCCAGUCUCCAGGGCGGAUCUUCAGCAUCCAGACAGUUCCUCCAAAGAGCUCAGGGGGCUCUUUGCGUGGAGGUACAUUUCACUUGCAACUUUCUGAAAAGGGAGUAUUGCAACUAGUCUCCCGGCCACAGGGAUUGUUGUGCUUUUUAAAAAAAAGUAUGGUUUGAUAGUUCAUCACACCUGUAUAUAUUGUACACAGUUUAUUGCGCCUUUCUCCCUCUAGGAAUGUUUGAAGGAGCCAAACUCCAUUAUGUGAUUGUUCGGCUACUUCUUACUAGAAAGCAAGCAAGCCCAAAUCCAUGCUUGGAACAAAGUUUCUUUUACAGACUGUGGAAAAUGAAUGGCCUUUUAAUGAUCCAACUCUUUAGAUGACUUCAAAGUACCUUGUUCGCGGUGAUGGAGAUGAAGCCGAUAAGCUGCUGUGAAAUAAUCUUCCUGUAACAGUGCGUUGCUGCAGGGCUCACUUAACAGUAUACGAGAUCUUUAUUCCGCGUGCCAGGUCCGUACUGAGGUUAGUAGGAGUGACAGGAAUGUGCUUCACGCCUCUCAAGUAGAGAACACCCGACCAAAAUGAGAGAGUAGAUGAUGGUGGGAAUUUUAGACACCUGUAGUGUGAUUGUUUCCUACUUGGUGUGUUUGGACUGUAGUAUAUUUCAUGUACAUAAAUUUUAUAGAAUCCAGCGGAGGAAAAGGAAAACAUUGUAAUUUUUUUGCUCUUUUUUUCAGCACUCAUGUCCUGUGAAUAAAAAUCAGUGCGAUAGAGAGUGUGCAUAACCAGUAUAUUUUAGAAGUGGAGAAGAAUAACCUCCACCCAUGUUCUGACCCAGCUGGAAGUCCUGUGAACGUUGUCAGUAUCCUGCCUCUCGGGAGGAUUUAUUUGCUUGGAUUUCUGUUUAACUCCCUGACCAGACAACUUCCAGCCAGUGCAGGACGUGGCCAGAUGCAAACAUAGUUGGCCCGAGGAUUUGUAAUUUAAGUUAAACUUUUUUUUUCAGUGUGUUAUACUGUCAUAAAGGAACAUUUCCGUUUUUCUUAUCCUUAAAUUUUUUUGUUGAAAUCUGUCAGUUAAAAAAAACAUGCUGUUCUUGUGCCCUUUUAGUAAAAAAAUAAAUGUGUGUCUACGUA
This is a messenger RNA of Chroicocephalus ridibundus (black-headed gull), 1959 nucleotides long. RefSeq names its product splicing factor 3b subunit 6 (gene SF3B6). The record is from RefSeq and is a predicted model, not a curated record. Gene Ontology annotation, molecular function: mRNA binding. NCBI's taxonomy places the organism in Eukaryota, Metazoa, Chordata, Aves, Charadriiformes, Laridae. Bases 141 to 518 code for a protein of 125 amino acids. Gene Ontology annotation, cellular component: nucleus; cytoplasm. The transcript is spliced from 4 exons.